Messenger RNA from Daldinia loculata, 1473 nucleotides. RefSeq lists its product as uncharacterized. Lineage: Eukaryota; Fungi; Ascomycota; Sordariomycetes; Xylariales; Hypoxylaceae. The record is from RefSeq and is a predicted model, not a curated record. The transcript has 2 exons. Bases 1 to 1473 code for a protein of 490 amino acids.
AUGUCAAACAAUAUCAAAAGCAGUUUUGGGGUUGAGGUCGAACUUCUGAUCGGUAUUAGAAGGACAGGCCCAAUGAUGGCUACACCGCGAAUGUUUCAGUUAGCCAAGGGUAAGCCAAUCAUUCCCGAACCUGGCAAUACAACCACAGCAGUUGUUCAAAGACAAGUAGAAGAAGUUAUUCGCGUCGCUUUACAGGGACAUGAGGGAGAUCGUGUAAUUACCAAACCUGAAGAAUUGACUGACGCAGAGGGAAGUCAUUUGAGGCGGUAUACGGGUUGGGGUGUUGGGAGAGAUAUGAGCGUUAUGGCAUUUAACCUCGAACGCGACAUGACUGUGUAUGAUUGGCAAGACCUGGAAAUUACAUCCCCAGCGCUCUUCGCUACGGAAAAGUCUUUCGCCGAGGUUCAUCAUGUCCUGACAGCAAUUUAUAACAAUUUCUGGGUAUUUGCACCGGAGACCGCCGGCUUGCAUAUCCACUAUGGACGAGGCAAGGAAUGGGUACCAAUCCAUCAUCUGCGCCGAAUUGCUGCUUUCCUUUACGCUGCUGAUCCAAUCCUAACGCAGAUGCAUCCUCCUCAUCGCCGGGAAACAGAACGGAAUUAUUGCCCAAGUAAUCGGCACUAUAGCGUCUUAGCACAUGGCAUAUCAUCGGCACAGGCGGGUAGGUAUCUUGGAGUAGGCAACCUUGUAGAAGAACAUCAUGAGGAGGACCCAGGACCCAGUCCCCCUGGAUCAGCACCUGAACCUAAACCAGGGCAAGAAAAAGGUCCUAGAUUUACCCCUAUUUUUAAACGAGGUACUCUCGAGGGCUAUAAGUUUGAUAAGACUUACUUCACUUCAGGUGAACUUGAAUGGGCAGAGGGAGAAUAUCUACCAGGGCGGCAAGUAGAUAAAUCAUUGGAUAUCCAAACCGCCGUUCGGGAGCUCUUGUCUGCUCCAAGCAGUCCAGUAAUAUCUACCUUGAUGCAACACCGAAUUUUCCGCCGUUGCGCUUACAACUUCGCGGCUUAUAGCGUGGAGGCGUACGGGGCGGUACAGAUAUAUGGAGCAGGGCCCCUUCUCCGAGCGCAACCCAAGCGGACUAUUGAAUUUCGGCAAGCUACAGGUACAGUUAAUGCCGACGAGGUUGUCGCGCACGCCAGGAUAGCCGUACGCUUAUGUGAGUUCGCGUGUGAAACUGAUAUUAAUGCUCUGUGGAUCAUGAUAUUAGAUUUUCUACAAGCUGAGACACAACCAACCUGGUAUGACGUUUUUGAUCUGCUAUUUGAGCUCGGCCUGGCCAAUGAAGCGAAAGUUAUUCAGAGACAGAUGGCUAAACAGCGCGGGAUUGAAAUUGUAAAUGAAGAACUUGUCCUUGUCGACGAGCCCCUCACCCUCGAGGGUGCGGUAUGGCUUGUAUGUGAGUUUGCUGUAGACGUAGACUUAGAGGCCGAUGAUGAGGAGCCGACUAUUAAGCUAACAGGUGUGUCAUGA